AUAAAGCAGGCACAGUCAUGCAAAGUCAGCUUCGGAGUGGUUCUAGCAAGCUGUUUAUGACAGGUUCCUGGACAGAGUCAAACAUAGCGAGCGGAUCCGUCUGUGAAUAAAGAAGUUUCAAUAUGUUCGUCCAAUUUUUUAUUGUUGCCAGCCUCGUGUCAAGCGUGUCAGGUGUGGAUCUCACGUACAAUUGUCCCGUAAGAAACGGCAUGGUGGAUUAUGCUCAGUUCAAUCCGUACAGUGAUGGGCUAAGAGCUGACACCAUUAAUAGUCUGGCCUUUCAGACCAAGGGCAACAACGACGCCCACAUCCUCCUUCAACACAACAACAUCGACUUCAAUAACCGAGUGGUAGAAAUCGUCAUCGGUGGGUGGAGUAACAGUUUAUCUGUAAUCAGAAACCAACAGCAAGGUCUCGCUUUGUCUUCUUACAGGGGCUCUUUACUCUCCGGCUCCAUCUUCCAGUGGUUUUGGAUCUCGUGGAACAGUGGCUGUGUAAAGGUUGGCAAGGGUUCAACCGUUGGUGGCUCUCAGAUAAUGGAGUGGUGCGGACUUGACUACAGCAUUAAUGGCAUCCGUUUCAGCUACGGCUAUGGCAGUGGAGGCACUUUCAUCAUUCCUUUAAGGCGUGGGCCAAUUCCUGCGUGUGAGUCCAGACCAUGUCAAAAUGGCGGAACGUGUGUGGAUACACAAACAGGGAGCUAUAAGUGCAAAUGUCAAGUCGGCUGGAAAGGGCCCCAAUGUUCAAAAAGAAAAAACGCAUGUGCUUCCAAACCGUGUGGCAAUGCAGCACGGUGUAUUGUGGUACAGAAUGGUGGCCAUCGUUGCCGCCCUUACAAGGGACCCAUAAUGGUUGUUUAAACAGUUUUGGUUGAUCUCGUGCCCUGGCUCCUCGUCGGAACUGGAUACAUCAUAUUCAAGAUGAGCCUCAAAUUCGUCUACAACUUAAUCAAAGCAGAACUUUCUUAUAUCUCCGAUAAAUAAUUUUCCUUCUUUUGUGUGCGUGUGUGUGGUUUGUAAUAUCAGUAUAUGCAAAGGUGUAUUUACAUAAAAAAUAAGGUCAACCACGUGUAUAAAAAAGUUGCUAAAUAAGUUUAUUUUAUUCGUUUUAUUUUAGGAAUUUGGUUGUCUUAAAUUCAAAUUAGUCCUUCUUACAAUAUACUUUUAUACUAACAAUUUAUACUGCAUAUACUCAUACAGUAUACAUGUACUGAAAAAUACGUAAACCUUUCUUCUAAUAAAUUCGCUUGCAUCAUAA
Dreissena polymorpha is the source of this 1257-nucleotide messenger RNA. RefSeq lists its product as uncharacterized. Lineage: Eukaryota; Metazoa; Mollusca; Bivalvia; Myida; Dreissenidae. Bases 123 to 860 code for a protein of 245 amino acids. Gene Ontology annotation, cellular component: protein-containing complex; plasma membrane. The record is from RefSeq and is a predicted model, not a curated record. Gene Ontology annotation, molecular function: calcium ion binding. The transcript is spliced from 9 exons. Gene Ontology annotation, biological process: establishment or maintenance of epithelial cell apical/basal polarity; heterophilic cell-cell adhesion.